Molecule: messenger RNA, 690 nt
Organism: Clavispora lusitaniae ATCC 42720
Lineage: Eukaryota; Fungi; Ascomycota; Pichiomycetes; Serinales; Metschnikowiaceae
Product: Mpv17/PMP22 family protein
Cellular component (GO): mitochondrion; membrane; cytoplasm
Source: RefSeq, a predicted model, not a curated record
AUGGCACUGUUCUUUCGAACAUAUAAUCAUCUUCUCAAGACCCACCCAUACAAGACCAAUAUGUUCACCACUAGUGUGCUCUUUGGCGCAGGAGACUGCUUGGCUCAGGGUCUUUUCCCACAUCAUGUUGACGAUGAUUUGAAUAAACCUACAGAAUUUCAUUCUGAUCGACUCGUGAGAGCAAUGAUCUACGGAUGCUUUUUUUUCGCUCCCGUGAGUGUGAAAUGGACAACAAAAACAUUGCCUUUCAUCCACAGCCCAUUUCUCUCGGCAACUAAGCGUGCCACAAAGUCAUUUCUGUCCAUCAAUGUUCAUGACAAUUUGUACAGGUUAGUGGUGGAUUCGCUAUUCAUGCCUAGCAUUGUGUGGAUUCCGAUGUACAAUAUAGUCAUGAGUGCAUUGGCACUCCACGACGAUCCGCUAGCUGUGGCGAGAGAGAAAUUAGAAAACAACUGGUGGAACGUCUUGAAAGCUAACUGGACCGUGUGGCCUCCUUUACAGCUUGUGAAUUUGUUUUUCGUUCCUAUUCAUCUUCGCAUUGUUGUCUCAAAUGUGUGGUCUAUUGGGUGGAACUGUUACUUGAGCUUUGUUCACAACACCUUGGGUCACGGAAAGGGUUCAGGACAUCUUAUUGAGGAGCUAGUUGACAUUGAGACUGCAGACGAGGAACAGACCAUGGUCUAUGCAUAA